AUGGCGCCACAGAUGAGCAAAAGGAUAUGCAAAUGGUCUUUAGAGUUCCACUCCGCGCGAGCAGCAAAGUCCCACGGACGCAAGCCGGUGCAAAUGUCUUUCAUGGACGAAGGUCGCACCGGAAAUCACGGCUCGGCUGCCGUCAAUGCAAGCUCAGGCGGAUCAAGGUACGAGUGCGACGAAGAGAGAGACGCUGGCUGUGGGAAUUGCCGAUCUCGAAGCAUGAAGUGCGACUUUGAUCAGACUGCUUUCCGUGAGACAACAUACAUGAUUCUUCCGAAGCAGGGUGGACGUAGAGACGCACCGACACCUAGGCCUAGCGUAUCUGACAGUGCAGUCAUGGGCUUUCGAAGUAAUUCACCUCUUAGUCCACUCCGUCCGGCCCUCUUGUCGAUGCCAGCGUUUCUGGUCACUGCUGACCUGCCAGAGUCCAUGACCCCUUUCAUGCACACAUUGCAGCACUUUGACAGCAACACGUAUUCCUCAAUGGGCUCAGACAUGGGCCAAAAGAUCGUUAAAACUUGCGUGUAUACGAUCGCCAUUGAGACCCCUCAUCUGAUGCAUGCCUUACACGGCGUGGCAGCUACGCACUUGGGGCACCUACUACCUGCUUCUCAACAUCCUGUCCAGAACAAUCAAAGCAAGCUUGCAGCGGCCUACCACUGGCAGAGAUGCAUACAACUGUUCAGAGCUGAGCUGCAGGCCGGCCCUACCAGACAAAAUAUGGAUGCCUUGAUUUCGACUAUUAUGUUGAUCGCCACUCAUCAAUUUAUGCUGUCUGAACCAUGUCCAGACCUAAGUCAGAGUUUUGUUUUUGCCCCUGCGGAUCAACGAGAGGCGCGUCUCACUUGGCUAUUCAUCGCCUCUGGAUUUCAAGGAUUGUGGAGUGCUCUAGGAGACAAUAUUGAAUAUUCGGUUUGGUUGCCUGUGCUCCAGGAUUCCGAUCUCAAAAACUUCAAAUCCCGGACUCUCAUGCAGCCUUCUGGAGAUGAGACACACGAUCUCUUUCUUGAAUUGUGUGAGGCGGAGACAGCCACCACCGCAGAAGAAAACCCGUAUUAUCCAACACUGGAGUCCUUGUUAUAUCUUCGCCGCAUGAGCCCCAGCAAGAACGCGUUCAACAAGUUGGUCAACUUUCUGGGCGUAAUCGAUCAUAAACUCCAUCGUCGGUUGAUCAUCAGAGAUAAAAGAGCCCUCCUCAUCCUGGCUCAUUGGUUGGGCCUCAUGUGUGAGAUUCAGCAGUGGUGGAUUAGUGGUAGAAGUCAGGCUGAAUGUCUUGCGAUUACGACAUUCCUCAUGGAUGAUCCCGACAUACGAGUCAGGAAACUUCUGGAAUAUCCGGCUAGGAUCGCGGGCAUUGCCGCUCCAACAUCGUAA
Molecule: messenger RNA, 1377 nt
Organism: Exophiala aquamarina CBS 119918
Lineage: Eukaryota; Fungi; Ascomycota; Eurotiomycetes; Chaetothyriales; Herpotrichiellaceae
Exons: 2
Coding region: 1-1377 (458 amino acids)
Biological process (GO): regulation of transcription by RNA polymerase II
Molecular function (GO): DNA-binding transcription activator activity, RNA polymerase II-specific
Source: RefSeq, a predicted model, not a curated record